GUCUAAACAACAUCAAUUUUGCAUGAAAAUUAAAGACCUGAUCCCGAUCACAGGAUCGUGCAAAGAGAAGGCGGUACUAGUUUGCCCUGUCAUGGGCGAUCCCGAUCAGAGAUCACAUAUAUCUGGUUCUUGGUAAAUUGCAGCAAACGUUUGUCGACUGAGAUCAAUGGCUUUGGCCAGAUCCCUCGUGCGAGCGCAACGACAGUUUGUAAGGACGGUAUUUACCACCACAAGAGGCUCGUCAUCUGUUGUUAGCAAGGGAGCCUACAAUGUCACGGAGUUUGACGAAGGGAUGCUGGAGUUUCUAGCCUGUCCCCUUAGCAAGACCCCUCUGAGGUGGGAUGAGGCUACUUCAUCACUCAUUUGCGACGAGCUGGGAGUUGCAUACCCUGUGAACAAUGGGAUGCCGAACCUGCGCCCGGCUGAUGGGCACGUGAUUGAGGCUCAAGACAGGGAGUCCAGCACUAGUCAGCAGCCAUGGGGUGACACAGAUGCGGUUCCCAAAUGAACAUAAAGGGUGAAACAAGGCGCUGCACUGAUGUUCUAGAAUAAAGCUUAUAACGGUGCGUGGCACUUCUGCACUACUUUUCAAGAAUCAACUGCUGCGCCAAUGGCAUUGCUGCUGAUUGCCGCUUUUGCCCAAGGCGGCCUCACGGGAUUCUCCGUCAGGUGUUUUGGAUCAUCAUGACGGGAAAAUAUCUGAUGAGCAGCCCUCAAAAUGUUUCCAGCUCAAUUACAUGUAUAUGUACAUCAAUCACUCAUUGGCAAGACACUCAAAGUGGAUUAAAUCAAUACAGAAAGACCAGCAUUGGCAGCCUAGGCCUUCUAACGACAUACUGCUGUACAUGCCUUUCUUGUCUUGGCACCCGAGAGGCCAACAAUGCGCAUGCUACAUUAGUGCAAAAGGGUACAUAGACCGCAGGAUGUUGCAAUGUCAAGGAUAAAUAUGCUUCCAACUGCAAAAUGCCGAUGCAAUGCAAGACACCUGUCAAAGAGCUCUCUACCUGACCAGCAGCACCCACCCAGCAGCAUUAUGCUCAUGUAUGUGGCAAUGUGCCUCUUCAAAACAUCUACGAAAUUGCACUCAGCCAAAGAGAGCAUAUGGUACAUGAAUCAGACAAGCCAACAACACAUUAGAAGACUGCACCUCUUGCCAGAAAGCAUAGUCCUACAUAGGAAGGACCAAGAUAUCCUACAUAGUAUGUACCAAAGAUACAGGAGCAGAUCUGGGGUAUAAGCAAUGACCCCUGGCACACAGUACCCAUUUAUGGCAUGCACAAGACAGAUGUGCAGCACUGCAUCACAUUGAUGCCGGGCAAGGGCCUACAGCUAGAAACCACAAGAAUGCGUUUUCUGUUGUACAGCGAGCGUUCAAAAACACCGAGAAACAUUCAAAUCUGGCCUGCCCGGAUCUGAUGGCCAUUACUGAAGGC
Coccomyxa subellipsoidea C-169 is the source of this 1433-nucleotide messenger RNA. RefSeq lists its product as hypothetical. Bases 167 to 508 code for a protein of 113 amino acids. Lineage: Eukaryota; Viridiplantae; Chlorophyta; Trebouxiophyceae; Coccomyxaceae. The transcript is spliced from 4 exons. The record is from RefSeq and is a predicted model, not a curated record.